AUGAGAUGCUCGGAAUGGCUCCUCAAUCGCCGUAUUACCCAACGUUCCGUUUUCUUGGCCAUUCUGGGGCUGGCCGUGAUAGUUCUGUGUAUGCACGUACUACCUCCGGUUGAUUUGCAUGAUCAAUUUCGAAGAGGCAACCCUUUUCGUGAUGGCUAUACGGGGCCAUUCCAAUCAGUUUGCGGUCACCAUGCUGAUCGGAGAGGUCCGCAUCAAAAAGUCAUUGGCUAUUCACUUUAUGGCAACUUAUCAGCGCCAGUUUUUGCCAGCAAAUAUUUAAAAUACUUUAACGAGACACUCUAUAGCGUCCCUACGGCCUAUCCAGGCUGGGUGGUGAAGAUUUAUCACAAUCUAACGAAGGACGAUGCUGAAGGAUGGAAAGUACUUGAGAACACCAUAGAUUUCGCAGACCACAUCGAUUUAUGCAAUGCAACUAAGGUGAUCAAGAAACUCAAUUUGGCUGAUUUGUUUGCCAUGACGUGGUGCUGGCUGCCAUUACUGGAUGAGAUGGUGGACAUGUUAAUGUCCCGUGACUCGGACACUGCGAUAAUAACUCGUGAACAGGACGCCGUUCGUGAAUGGCUGGCAAGCGACCGAGAUUUUCACAUCAUGCGAGACCAUCCUCGGCACUGUGCACCCUUCCUUGAGGUGAAUUGCGUUUCGAUUCAAGGCUGUAUCUGGGGAGUGAAAAUGAUCCGAAAUCGUUCGAUAAUUGUCAACGCAGCGCAGAAAAUGUUCCAUGAAAAUCAUCGGCACGAACGUGACUAUGACCAAAAAUUACUGAAAAGACUCUUUUGGCCCAUAGCACCAACUAGCCUGAUGGCUCACGAUAGCUAUUGCUGUGUAAAAAUCCCGCAUAGUAAGCCGUAUCCGACGCAGAGGAAAGAUGGCCUCUUUGUCGGCAGGCCAACUUAUACAAAAGGAAUACUGAAAAUUCCAUGUCCACGAAAAUGUCGCCCAGCAAAUACCACGACCGAGUGGUCCUAUUGCUAA
This is a messenger RNA of Daphnia carinata, 993 nucleotides long. RefSeq lists its product as uncharacterized. NCBI's taxonomy places the organism in Eukaryota, Metazoa, Arthropoda, Branchiopoda, Diplostraca, Daphniidae. The record is from RefSeq and is a predicted model, not a curated record. Bases 1 to 993 code for a protein of 330 amino acids. The transcript is spliced from 5 exons.